This is a messenger RNA of Lytechinus variegatus (green sea urchin), 1776 nucleotides long. Its product is annotated as chromatin accessibility complex protein 1-like. Gene Ontology annotation, molecular function: protein heterodimerization activity. Gene Ontology annotation, cellular component: nucleus; CHRAC. The record is from RefSeq and is a predicted model, not a curated record. The coding region runs from base 63 to 389 and encodes 108 amino acids. The transcript has 3 exons. NCBI's taxonomy places the organism in Eukaryota, Metazoa, Echinodermata, Echinoidea, Temnopleuroida, Toxopneustidae.
UCUACUGCCCAGCCCGCCAAAUUCGAGUACCGGUACUCGGUCGAGUUUCUGUUCUUUGCAGAAUGUCUCAAAACAAGAAUUCUACGCUUCUUCCUGCCCUCCGCAUAAGGACAAUCAUGAAAAGCUCCCCAGAAAUUAGUGCGAUCAGUCAAGAAUCACUUUAUUUGAUCACAAAAGCAACGGAGCUGUUUGUUGGAUGCCUAGCCCAGGAAUCACUUAAGAAGAGUUCAUCUCCUCGCAACCUUGUCUACAAUGACUUGGCUAAUGUAGUCAAUGAUGAAGAAGAAUUUCAGUUUCUUGCAGAUGUUGUACCUAAGAAGAUUUUGGCUGCUGAGUACCUUGAAAUGAUGAAACAAAUGGAACAAGAAGGGAAUUCAGGGAAUGAUUGACUAUUGCCUGUCAGUUUCUAAGCUAAGUGCUGAUCUUUGAUAAAGACAUUGAAUACAACCUACUUGUGUGGAAGUCCAGUAUGUGGUAUUUCUUAAGAACAUGAAAACAUUUUGAAUGGAAAGUAGGAUUGUUUAAGUGACCCGUGGUGUGAUUGAUGAAGUUUGGAGCAUUAUGACAAACUGUCAGCCGUGUUAAACCAGUCAUGUUCCAGUCAAAGUGCUAUGAGGUCUCCACAUGAAGUAAACUUUUAAUAUUUUGACUAGAAUUUUCAAGGAGAAAAAAAAGAAGUGUGUGCCACCACUGAAAGCAUAGUGAAUCCCUUUCAGCCAUAGCCUAAUGAAUCUUUACUUACCAAACCCAGUUUUGACUUCUUAAUACAUAUAUGUUGGAAAGAGCUCUCACAUUAAGAUUACUUGUACAUGGUUUUCCUGAAGAAGGAGAGAUAUUUAAAGGAUUUUGAAAUCAUGUUUUAACAAUUCUUUGUACCUCCUACAUUAAUUUAGUUUGAAUAAAAUUAGCUGUUUUCGACUUGCCGUAGGGUGAUCGUAGGGGAAAUGUAACUGUAGCAUUACUAUUGAGCACAGCUGAAUUAAAAAGCUCAGCAAUGGAUCAUGGGUCUACCUUCUACAAUUGAUUACAUUGGUUUAUGUAUUGUUAACAUCAAUCCCUCAAUCAGUUGCUAAGCUUUAUGGGCUAUGAGUAAUGCCUUGCAACAUGAAGAGAUACACUCAAACUUCCAAUCAGUUCAGCCUUUGUAGCUCUUCCGUUAGACUCUAAGAGUUACUUGUCUAUUUAAACUGGAUACUUCUAGUAGUUUUAUGUAGUGAUCAGGAUUUGCUCUCGACACCUGUAAAAUGAUAUCCCCAAAAUAACCCCCCCCCCACCCAGCAUCAUAAUCUCAAGCAAUGGUGUCCAAUUUAUGGCUGAUUUUGCUUCUUUUGUUUUAUUGGUUAACCCAUGAUAGAAUGUAUGAUUUUUAACUCCAUUAUUUACUCAAUCAAAGUGUUCAGAAAAAGUGAGUUUAGUUGUUAAAAAAUCGGUUCCAAGACAUUUGCUCUGAUGGAAAGUCUGCACAUAUGUCAAACAUAAAACCUUGCUUCCAAAACUAAGUAAACCCUAAUCCUUAUCUUUACAUUAUUCUGAACCAAAAUCUCUAUCACAUUCCCAACUCUAACCCUAUGCCCUCUAAGACAUUGAGACCGGAGCAAUUGUCCCAGGAGCAAAUGUGUCGCCCCAAAAUCAGCCUACAUAGCACCACCCCCAUUGUACCAAUUACAUAUUUCAUGUUGAUGGGCACAGGAAUCAGAUGAUUGUACUUAAUGUUAGUUUGCAUCAUAUUUUAUCAACUGAAUGUAAAUAUGUAUCAAAUAAACUAAAUGAAACAUA